AUGAUUCUUGUGUCUGCUGUCCUCUUCUCCUCCGUUGAAAGACGUCAUCAGAAUUCCCUGGAGGGUUGCAGAGAUGUCUUUGAAGAGGAACUGUCUGAACCGGCUAAUUUAACAAGGUGGGAUAUCCAGAUAGAGAAAAAGAGAGGCCACAGACGCACAAGCCAAGUCAAGCCCUGCUGUUUCACUGCUGCAUUAGAGGGACGACUCCAGAGAAAGCAAUUCCAGGUGUUGCUCAUGUUCGGUUCAUGGAAAACACAGGGGGGACGUGAGGCUGAGGGGAUGGAGGAGAAUAACGUGGAGAAACAGGGAAUGUGGGAGAGAAUAUGGCUUACCAACAUCACAGAGAAGAAGAGCUGUAACAGCGUGUCUCAGUGUCCAGACUCCUCCAGAACAGCGCGCUCUGUGCUGGAACAGCAUGCAGUGGAGAGUGAGCAGAGAAGCGGUGAGCCACUGUGUUUCUCUCCCGGCGAAACCGGAUCCUCUGGUCCACCCCACCCCAGAGCUGCCUCCGCCUCCAGCGCGCGCAUAAAGGCUGUGUUGUUACCUGCAGCCGAGUCCGACACGCUCCUGACGCCCCGCGCGCUUCUCUUGGAGGAGAAACUUAUCUGCAGGAUUUGUUCCGUCGAGCGACAGUUUCUUCGGUUUAUCAAUUGCUGCCCUGCACUAAUGCCCAUGUUUAUAAAGUCACUAGUUAUCUGGUCCCGUGCACAUUCCUGUAAUAUGUCCAAGGAUUUGGGAAAAAUCUUCAAUGUCACUUCCUUCGGGCUGCAUCCUGUGCAGAGGAUCACGUUCAUGACUGUAGUAGAGGCGGAGUUUAGGGUCAAAGUUUUUCACAGAAUUCGGAUUGUUGCUCCCAAAAACUGCGAACAAAUGCUGCGUUAG
Onychostoma macrolepis is the source of this 882-nucleotide messenger RNA. RefSeq lists its product as uncharacterized. The transcript is spliced from 3 exons. Lineage: Eukaryota; Metazoa; Chordata; Actinopteri; Cypriniformes; Cyprinidae. Bases 1 to 882 code for a protein of 293 amino acids. The record is from RefSeq and is a predicted model, not a curated record.